GCCGCUGACGUCAGAGACCAAUGGCUGCGGCCGCAGCUGCGGCGCUGGAAUCCUGGCAGGCGGCCGCUCCGCGGAAGAGGCGCUCCGCGGCUCGACGGCCGCGGCGGAGGGAGGCGGCGCCCCGGGGCCCCGAGGCGGAGUUCGAGUCUGACAGCGGAGUCGUGCUUCGUCGCAUCUGGGAGGCUGAGAAGGACCUGUUUAUCUCUGAUUUCUGGAGUUCAGCACUAGGGUCAGAACAUGCCCUCUAACUGCAUUUGGGGGCCUGCUCUUUCAGAAACCAUCAAUAGAUGUCUCACAAAACAUCUGGAACAACUGAAGGCCCCUGUGGGGACUCUUUCAGACAUCUUUGGAAACCUGCAUCUUGACUCAUUGCCAGAGGAGUCAGAUGUGGCCACUGAUUCUAUCCCAAGAGAGACCUUGGUCACAGGAACCUGCCAUUUGAAGUGUGUGUGUUACGGCAUUGGGAACUUUGCCACCUGCAUCGUAGCUAGAAACCAGCUAACGUUUUUGCUGCUUUUGUUGGAAAAGUGCCAGAUUCCCAGAAGUCACUGUUGGGUAUAUGACCCUCUGUUUAGCCAACUUGAAAUUGAAGUCCUUAACACCCUUGGUGUGACUGUUCUCAGUGAGAACGAGGAAGGGAAACGGAGUAUUCGCGGGGAGCCUACCAUCUUUUACAUGCUCCAUUGUGGGACGGCCUUGUACAACAAUCUUUUAUGGAGUAACUGGUCAGUAGAUGCCCUUUCUAAGAUGGUCAUCAUUGGGAACAGUUUCAAAGGACUUGAGGAGAGGUUGUUGGCAAGGAUUCUGCAGAAAAAUUAUCCCUACAUUGCAAAGAUUUUAAAAGGACUGGAGGAGCUUGAGUUUCCUCAGACUUCACAAUACAUGGACAUAUUUAAUGAUACCUCUGUCCACUGGUUCCCUGUGCAAAAGCUAGAACAGCUCUCCAUAGAUAUUUGGGAGUUUCGGGAAGAACCAGAUUAUCAGGACUGUGAGGACCUUGAAAUCAUCAGGAACAAGAGAGAAGAUCCUUCUGCUACUGACUGAACUCGCUGUGAGGUACUCAGUGUUGGCUGAGGUAGAAGCUGCCACCAGAGACUAAAGGGAAGGCUGCCAUGGAGGAACUACAGAGAACUCCUUUGCCAGGAAAGAACGUCAACUUGGCUGUCCUGUUUUGAGGACGAUACCCCACAUGAGGACUUGGUAUAAAGAUUCCUGCACUACGUGGCAUUGUCCCGUUUUACAUCCUUCCCUCAUGACCUGGCCUGAUGUGGAGUAGCUCCUGAGCAAAGAAGUUACCCUUUUGAAGGUGAUCUAAAAAUACUGUUUAUUUACAGUACAUCCCUCUCAGGGGCAAGUCUCUGACUGGUUCUGGACCUGCCACAGUUCACUUGGCCAUGUCGAUCAGGCUCUGCAGUGAGGUGGGCACCCACGUCUUCUCACCCUGGACAAAGACCACUCCCCGGUCGAUGUAGAUCACAAUGCGGCCAAAGGUGUAGAGCUGCUUCCCUUCGUGUCGCUUCCCAAUGACGGGCAUGAAGACAAUGUUGUGCUCCUCAGCCUUGGUCUCAAUGAGGUCCUUAAAGUUCAUGGGCACAGAGCUAGCGGCCACGCCAAUGCCCCUCUGAGCCAUGUUCUCAGCCUCCCGCCUCUCCUGCAUGGCCUCGUACUGGAAGUCCUUCCUCCGCUCCGUGUGGGUGAGAUAGGCAAUGUUCUCCCGUGCUCCUGGCUGCAUGUAGGCACCUAAGAUACAGGAGGACAGGGCGGUGAGGAGAGGUGUUUCCAGGUGUAUGGAAGUUGACACUGUGGCUUGGCCCAGGUCUUGGGUGUGCCAGAGUGCUUGUGACUCACUGAAGGGCAGCUCUGCCUCAAAGAUACAACUUUGGAGGAAGUUUAGACGACUGGCCAAUAUCACAUAAAAACUGUUCAGAAGGUUCCUGGCUAGUAUCUAGUAACCAGAUUAUUAAUAUUCAACAUUUUAAAAUGAAGUAUCUGCAAGGGAUUUCUUCCUUCAGAGCUGGAAACAUUAACAGAGAGUCCUCAGCCACUCUUCUGUUCCCACCUUGCUCUGUAGAGUUUCCACUUCACACCACCAAAGAGGCAGCUUUUAGUACCUUGAAAACAUAGGGCCCACACUGGCUUUAUUUUUAACCUACCCACACAGGCCCCCCAUCCUGAAAGAAGUUCACAUAUAUUUAGGGAGCUGAAAUGAGUGUUUAAAGGAUAAUACCAAGACCAUAAAUGCUAAGUGCUAAUUGAGGGGUAUAUUCAGGGAACAGUUUUGGAAACAUGAGGCCAAGGGUAGCUAAGGAAGAGUUUUUAGAAAAAACUUGAUAAUUACAGAAGCAGAGAAGUAUAUUUGCCUUAUUACUUAAUCUCUGUUUUCACAGAAUAGGCUAUUUUUCUUUUUUUUUUUUGAGACCGAGUCUCGCUCUUGUCACCUAGGCUGGAGUGCAGUGCUUGCAAUCUCGGCUCACUACAACCUCUGCCUCCCAGGUUUAAGCGAUUCUUCUGCCUCAGCCUCCUAAGUAGCUGGCAUUACAGGCAUGUGCCACCGCGCCCGGCUAAUUUUUGCAUUUUUAGUAGAGACGGGGUUUCACCAUGUUGGUCAGGCUGGUCUCGAACUCCUGACCUCGUGAUCUACCCGCCUCGGCCUCCCAAAGUGCUAGGAUUACAGGCGUGAGCCACCGUGCCUGGCCUAGGCUAUUAAAUAACAAGAAUUAAAGACUCAGGAAAUAGAAAUUCCAGUUCUAACUGCCACCCUUUAACUAUGUGACCUUGAACAGGCUCUUAGCCUCGCUGGGCUUAUCUGUAAAACACAGACUAGAUGAUCCCAUUUCAAUGCUGUGAAUCGGCUAAUGAGCAACACUGGAGCACAGGACUGGUUGAAAUAGGCUCCCAAAUGUAGAAACAUAAACAUACUCUCACUUACUUAUGAUCUAGGCAGAAUGACUUACCUAGAACUUGGGAAUAGAUAUAGUACACGAACAGUGAACUGCCUGUUUUUGACAACACAGACACCACCUAUUGAAGGCUAUACACAAGCAUGAACUCACUUUCCCUUUUAGCCUAUAAAGUAGAUCUUACUGUUUAACAGGUAAAAUGGGGCUGAUUAAGGCUGAGCAAUCACCAAGUGUCAGACCGUGUGCCGAACUCCACACUGUAAGAUGCGUCACCUAAGCAGCAUGCUCAGGCCUGAAUGAGCCUUAAAAGGCCACACAGCACAGUGGUUAAGAGGGCGGGGCCUGGGGUUAGACUGACAUCAUCUGAAUCCAGCUUAAGUCAGUCUCCACUCAGGCAAGAUGCCCCUCUCAGUCAUGGUAGACCUGGGCAGUGGGUGCCAGCUGACCAUGUACCCCAAUCAGCAGGGUGAGAGUCUGUUGCUAUGUGCAAAAGUGUGACCUAAGGUUUAGGCUGCCUACAGGAACCAGAAAACUCUGAUUCUGUGUCAUUUACAUGUGUAAAAUCUGAAACUCGGGGCCAGGACAUCCAAAAUGGGAAUCCUCACUUACCAACGUUGGAGGACACCGCCCGGUUCAUGAUAUCAAGUGCCUCAUUAAAUUUGUCCUUGACAGAUGGAUGUGCCAGCACUUGGUCUGAGAACAUCGACUUCCAACCCAGGUACCACUUGGUGAUCUCCUCAUAAUUUGGGCUGUUACUGAGCCAAGAGCACAGCACCUGCCAAAAAGAAAAAUUACUUGCAUCCAUCGUGGCAACAAAUGAAGGCAAGAUUUCUGAAGUGGCCAUUUGUUUUGUUUUGAUCCUGGUCCUACAGGCUAGUGACACUACUUUACAGGGAUUUAUAGUAGCUAAACAGUCUAGCACUUAUGAAUAUGGAUUUUGGAGUCAGCCUGGUAGCUAAAGUGCCCUUGCAUGUAAACUCUCUGAGCCUCAGCUUCCAUGUCUACACAACAGGGAUACCAUAUCCCCUACCCCAUAGGGUUGCUGAGAGUAGCUGAGAUAAAGCAAAUAAAGUGCUUGGAACAGCUUCUGAUACAUGGCAAAUGUCCAAUAAAUGGUGCCCACUAUGAA
Messenger RNA from Pan troglodytes (chimpanzee), 4029 nucleotides. It is a transcript of the gene SRRD, whose product is annotated as SRR1 domain containing. Gene Ontology annotation, cellular component: nucleus; cytoplasm. The record is from RefSeq and is a predicted model, not a curated record. The coding region runs from base 238 to 1044 and encodes 268 amino acids. NCBI's taxonomy places the organism in Eukaryota, Metazoa, Chordata, Mammalia, Primates, Hominidae. The transcript has 7 exons.